AUUUUAGUAAAUGUUCUUUUCCCGUAUAAAUGUUUUGUUAACCGGUAAAUGAACGCAGACAUCAGAAUUACGCUGUGAAAAUGGCUCAUAUACACGAAGCUGAAUUUGGUUUCCGAUUCGGGAAAUGGCUAAAGGGUUAUUCCACCUAAUUUUUCACUAGCUUCCGCAUCUUAUUCGAUUCUAGUUUAAAAACUACAACACCUGGACUCUUCAGACCUGAACUGGAUUAUUCUGCUCUAACAGCAGAAUAUUCAGAACCUUGUUUGGGAUUUGUGAAACCUUUUUCUAAUUAGUUAAACUUCAAUAAAGGUUGAUUUCACCACUUUUUGGAUCUCUUUCCCUAACAUUGAUUUAGAUUAUUCCACACAAGGUGGCAAAGACUCUUAUUUAUAUGAAAUUCUUUCACUCUGUCUAAAGUAAAAUAGCUCCUGUUUUUGUUUUGAAGGUUUCAUAAAGACCAUGUGAGGAAGAAGUGGGGAAUGUCUUUAAGGAGAGACGGAUUCACUGCACUGAUGAAUCUCAGCUGCUGAAUCUCUCUUAAGCCUUUGAUGCAAAACAUGGGUCAAAAGUGACCCGGCUGAGUUUUUAUCUUCUAUAUCUUUGCAAUAAAUUAAUUUCAUCAUUCAGUAUUCAAGGUAUUCCUCAAUUAACUUGUUUUUGAUCAUCAUACAUCCUUAAUUAAUUUUUUCCUUUCUUACUUUUUGAACAAAAACCCUUUUUGUAUCACUACCCUUCUAACGCACAAAAUGGGUCAAAAACGACCCGCAUUCAUUUUCCAGGUUACUUCAUGUAUGGUUGAGUGUUUCUAUGAUAUACUUUUGAAAUAAAUUAAUUUUAUCAUUUACGUUUCCAGAUAUGCAGUAAAUAUCUUGUUUUUGUUUACCACAAAUCAUAAUUUUUAUUUUUUCUUUCUUAAGUUAUGAACAAGCACAGCUUUUGUAAUUCUACAUCAAGUUUACACACAUGGGUCAGAAACGACCUGCAUGCAUUUACUACAGCAUUUGGUGGGAACUGUCCUUGUGUCUUGACCAUCGUUGGGACUCUUCGCCAGAACAAGCCUGACAUACCAUCUAUCAUGAAGCCAUCCAAAUCACGGGAGCUUCAUAGCUCGGAAUUUGGAUUCCAUGGCAACAUGACCAUGGUGAGCUAUGUGCAGAAGAAAGGAAAGGCUGUUGUCCUACUGAGCACCAUGCAUGAUGACAAAGCAGUGGAUAACAGCAGUCAGAAGAAGAAACCAGAAGUGAUCCAGUACUACAAUAAAACGAAAGGAGGAGUGGACACAAUGGAUCAAAUGAUUAGCAACUACACAUGUCUGCGGAGAACAAGGAGGUGGCCCAUGGUUCUCUGGUACAAUAUGCUGGAUGUUGCCACACUCAGUGCCUACACCAACUUCAGUGCACAACACCCUGAUUAUAUGGGUGGUGCGAGUAAUGCACGACGACUAUUUAUCAAGGAGCUGGGCAAAGAGCUCGUCAUGCCACAUAUGAAGAGGCGCCUGGAGGGCACACCCAAACUCCAGAAGCAUAUUAUUGAGGCAAUGGGAAGGUGUGGGUUAAAAAAAGACACAGCCACCACUCAGCUACAAGAGGACAUCAGACAGGAGGGCCAAAGGAAGAGGAAGAGGAAGAGGUGCGCGAUCUGCCCAGUUUCGAAAGACAGAAAAGCCAGCAGCUAGUGUUCCCAGUGCACUAGGCCGGUGUGCAAGGAGCACAAAAAAUUAGUGAUCAUUUGUGAGGCAUGCAAAAAUUGAGAUGGCAGUUUUUGUUCUACUAAUGUGUUCAGUUGUGUUUUAUUUUGUUUGGUCACAUUUCACCAGUUUACAGUUGUUCAAGCACAGAUAAUGUUCAGUUCAAUAGCUGUUAUCUGUUAUCAGGAUUUAUGUGUAUGUGUGAUAAAAUGACAAACGUGUUGCAAGUAUUAAAUAAAUAACUGUUUGGCCCCA
Messenger RNA from Xiphophorus hellerii (green swordtail), 1942 nucleotides. Its product is annotated as piggyBac transposable element-derived protein 4-like. The record is from RefSeq and is a predicted model, not a curated record. Bases 920 to 1675 code for a protein of 251 amino acids. The transcript has a single exon. NCBI's taxonomy places the organism in Eukaryota, Metazoa, Chordata, Actinopteri, Cyprinodontiformes, Poeciliidae.